This is a messenger RNA of Plutella xylostella (diamondback moth), 1536 nucleotides long. It is a transcript of the gene carmine, whose product is annotated as AP-3 complex subunit carmine. The record is from RefSeq and is a predicted model, not a curated record. Gene Ontology annotation, cellular component: clathrin adaptor complex. NCBI's taxonomy places the organism in Eukaryota, Metazoa, Arthropoda, Insecta, Lepidoptera, Plutellidae. Gene Ontology annotation, biological process: vesicle-mediated transport; intracellular protein transport.
AUGUGGCGUCUCAUAAAGUCAAAAUACUUGAAAAUACCUACCAUCCAAAAAUAUAUAAAUUUAUAAAUAAAUAGAAAUAGAAAGUUCUCUAGAAAAUCAUAAAUUAGCUUUCAUACGCAGAUACAAUGAUACAUAGUUUGUUUAUAAUAAACUCUGCCGGUGAUGUGUUUUUGGAGAAACACUGGAGGAGUGUGAUACCUAGAUCUGUUUGUGAUUAUUAUUUAGAAGCUCAACGAGCUUCUCCAAAUGAUGUUCCCCCGGUGUUGGCUGCUCCGCACCAUUACCUCAUCUCCAUCCAGAGAGGCGGAGUGGCCCUCGUGGCCGUCUGCAAGCAGGAGGUGGCUCCGUUGUUUGUUAUUGAGUUCCUCCACAGAGUUGUUGACACAUUCCAGGACUACUUCUCAGAUUGCACUGAAACUAUUAUUAAAGAGAAUUAUGUAGUUGUCUAUGAGCUCCUAGAUGAAAUGUUGGACAAUGGAUUCCCUCUUGCAACUGAAAGUAACAUAUUGAAAGAAUUAAUUAAACCACCAAACAUACUUAGAACCAUUGCCAAUACAGUAACUGGGAAAUCCAAUGUAUCCUCCACCCUGCCGUCGGGGCAGCUGUCCAACGUGCCGUGGCGGCGCUCGGGGGUGAAGUACGCCAACAACGAGGCCUACUUCGACGUGGUGGAGGAGGUGGACGCCAUCAUCGACAAGAGUGGCGCCACCGUCUCCGCCGAGAUACAGGGAUAUAUCGACUGCUGCAUCAAAUUGAGUGGAAUGCCGGAUCUGACACUAACAUUUGUGAACCCAAGGCUAUUCGACGACGUCUCAUUCCAUCCUUGUGUUAGAUUCAAAAGAUGGGAGUCAGAGCGCAUCCUCUCCUUCAUCCCUCCAGACGGCAACUUCCGUCUCAUGUCAUACCACAUCGGGUCCGCGAGCGUGGUGGCCAUCCCGCUGUACGUGCGCCACAGCCUGGCGCUGCGCGGCGCGGGCGAGCAGGCGCGCCUCGACCUCACCGUCGGGCCCAAGCAGACCAUGGGCCGGACGCUCGAGAACGUGUCCCUGGAGAUCUGCAUGCCGAAGUGCGUGCUGAACUGCUCUCUGACCGCCAACCAGGGCAAGUACUCGUACGACCCGGUCAGCAAGGUGCUGCUGUGGGACAUCGGCAAGAUCGAGCUGCCCAAACUACCGAAUAUUAGGGGAUCCGUGUCAGUGGCGUCAGGGGCGGACACGUCAGGGGCCAACCCUAGCGUGAACGUUCACUUCACCAUCCCACAGAUGGCGGUGAGCGGGCUGCGCGUGAGUCGACUCGAUAUGUACGGAGCCAAGUACAAACCGUUCAAGGGAGUCAAGUAUAUUACUAAAGCUGGCAAGUUCCAUGUCAGGAUGUGACUGGUGAACUGAAUGGUAUAAGGAUCUUGGAAGGGUGUAGAUUGGCUGGAUUGUUAAGGACGGUGGUUGAAUGUCAAAUGUGAAAGAUUGGUUUAAGUUUGCGAGGGAUUCCAUUAUAGUAUCAGAAGAGGUAAGCCAAGAUUAAAAUAUUUAGUACUUA